GUUUGCCGCACUUCCGCAUUCUGGGAGGGGAAGAAGAAGAGGACCCGCAGGAAUCUUAGGUUUUAUUCUGCUUCAAUGAAAUAGCAUCCCCCUUCAUGUUUAUACGUCAUUGUUUACAUUAAGAAGAUCCCUCCACCACCCUCAAUAUAGCAGAUUGUAAGGAUGGAAUUUGUGGAGUUGAUAAAGACCCCACGGGUGGAUAAUGUUGUCCUGCAUCGGCCCUUCAUGUCAAAGGUGGAGGGGACGCUCUGUCUAACCGGCCACCACCUCAUCCUCUCCUCUCGUCAGGACAGUAGCGAGGAGCUGUGGCUGCUGCACUCCAACAUAGACUCCAUCGAGAAGAGGUUUGUGGGCACAUUAGGAACAGUUAUUAUAAAAUGUAAAGACCUGAGGAUAAUUCAGCUGGAUAUUCCUGGCAUGGAGGAAUGUUUAAACAUUACAAGUUCUAUUGAAGCACUAUCUACUCUGGAUUCAGUCACCCUCAUGUACCCGUUCUUCUAUCGGCCCAUGUUUGAGUUGAUUGAGGAUGGAUGGAAUAUGUUCCUUCCUGAACAAUCGUUUAAGCAAAUUGAGUCAUUGACUGACGAGUGGAGAUUGAGCUAUGUGAAUGAGGACUUCAGUGUCUGCCCCUCUUACCCCCCCGUUCUGGCCGUGCCCAAGUCCACUGACGACGAGACAAUCCGGAAAGUCGCCACCUUCAGGCAUGCUGGCCGCUUCCCUGUUCUCAGUUACUACCAUAAGAAGAACGGCAUGGUCAUGAUGCGGAGUGGGCAGCCUCUCACAGGCAGCAAUGGGCGGCGCUGUAAAGAGGACGAGCAACUGAUUAACGCCACCCUGCGGGCAGGAAAGCGUGGUUACAUCAUCGACACCCGCUCAAUUAACGUGGCACAGCAGGCCAAAGCCAGGGGAGGGGGCUUUGAACUGGAGGCCCAUUACCCACAGUGGAGGAGGAUCCACAAGUCGAUUGAAAGGUCUAAUAUUCUACAGGAGGGCUUGAUUAAGCUAGUAGAAGCCUGUAAUGACCAGUCUCACAAUAUGGACCGCUGGCUUAGCAAGCUGGAGGCCUCCAAUUGGCUGUCCAACAUCAAGGAAAUACUCACCACAGCCUGCCUCGCUGCACAGUGCAUUGACAGGGAGGGGGCCUCGGUGCUGGUCCAUGGAACUGAGGGGACAGACUCCACACUACAGGUGACCUCGCUGGCACAGAUCAUUCUCGAUCCGACCAGCAGGACAAUCCGCGGCUUUGAGUCUCUUGUGGAGAGAGAGUGGCUGCAGGCAGGCCACCCUUUCCAGCAGCGCUGUUCUCAGUCUGCCUACUUCAACAGCAAGCCUAAGUGGGAGGCGCCCGUUUUCCUGCUCUUCCUGGACUGUGUCUGGCAGAUCUUGCGUCAGUUCCCAUGCUCCUUCCAGUUCAAUGAGCAUUUCCUCAUCCUUCUCUUUGAGCAUGCCUAUGCCUCCCAGUUUGGCACCUUUUUGGGGAACAACGCCUUUGAGAGGAGAAAGCUGAAGUUGCCACAGAAGACAGUGUCGCUGUGGUCCUGGGUGAACCGGCCCCAGGAGACAGAGAUGUUUCUAAACCCCCUGUUUGAAGCCAACAGCCUGGUGAUCUGGCCCUCUGUUUCCCCACAGAGCCUACUGCUCUGGGAGGGUGUGUUCCUGCGCUGGAACCGCAGUUCCAAGUGCCUGGAUGAAGCGUAUGAAGAGAUGAUCCGCAUAAUUGAACACAACAAGGAGCUGCAGAGUAAGUUGAAUACACUGCGCAGGCAGCUGGCUGAACUAGAGACUGAGGAUGUGCAACUGGAGACCCCAUAAACCAUGACAGAGGUGUUGGCCAGCAGCUCUCAAUUCUUCAUUUAAAGUACACUAGGAUCUCCCCCUUCCCCUUACAAAAUACCAGAAAGAGAUGCACAGGGACUUCCUUCCAGUAAGAAAGAGCUUGAGCAACCUUUUCCUCAGUCCAUGAAAUUCAAAAUGAAAACAGAAUUCAUGUUGUUCCCCUCUCCGUUGGAAGGUUAAAUAGAUUUCUAAUGAUACUGUAUUAUAAACGGUCGUUGGCAAAUUCUCAUUUUCCUUGCAAUACAGUGUGUGACCUUGAGCAGGUCUCUUUCCUUGUGUCUCAUCCAGAUAUCAAAUUCAAACUGAAUAAGAAAAAAAUCUGUAAAAAAAAUAGUUUGGGGAGAAUAUUCAUACAUUUCUAAAUGAAGUUAAGUUAAAAACAAAUGUGCAACAUUAUAGUAGAAUAUUACACGGACAGAUCUCAGAAGCACAGUCCUUCAAGUUUUUUGCAUCACUGGCUUGUGUUGUUUUUAUUAGAGGGAUAUAGUUUGAUAAGCUUUGGGGUUAGAAACACUAAGAGUGAACUAACAUAACAAGCUGGUCAAGCUGUACUCUUUACAAUUGUUACAGGUUAAAAUUGAUUUAUACAUCUGGACUAUAAGAGCAAGGAUACAGAAAAUACAUUAUUAUAGACUUUGGACUCUGCAAGAAUUAACAUUUUAGAAAUUAGGAAGUAAUAAUUUUACAAAUAGUGGAUGAUGACCUGCGUUGCAGUUGGAACAAGGCGUUUUUGUAAGACCAGUUAUGAACGCACUUGUACGCAUUGGUUGGAAUUCACUGCUGCCAGAUGAGUACAAAGAAUCCAGAAUGUUGGAUUAAUUAAGGUUCUGCCCACAUUUAAAUUAUUUAAGUUGGAACGUGCUUUAAUAUGUUUGUAAAACACUCCAGUUACUGUACAUGAGCACAGGUGUAGUACCUUUGCUGUGCAAACACUGAUUUCACUACGGUGUCUUGAAGAAAGAUUUUGUGAGCCAAUAUCAUAAAGACACUAAUUAUUAUUAUUAACAAUGUGCUUAACUGCCAUUAUGCUCCAUUGCUUUCAGUUUGAAUUUAAAACCAAACCAGGCUGAUGGGCAGUAAAAUCAUCCUGGAGAGCAAGCGUUUAAACUCCAAAGUUCAAUCCUUAAUUCGUGAAAGUGUAUUCACUGUUAUUUCAGAAAACUUGACACUGCGGGGAAAUGGGGAUAUUUUGGAUUUCCCCAUUUAGAAAUUAUUACAAAUGAAGUGUCAAACAAAUAAGUACCCUAAAACUUUGUCAUCCUAUUAGCAUGUGUGAUGAGCGGAUUGAGGGUAAGCCCUAAUGUUCUAAAGCUGAUUCUUUUUGUUUUUUGUUUUACUGUAUGCAUCUACCGGACGUAUGGUCAUUCUAUUCCAGUUUUUUUCUUUAAGUCUUUGUUUAAAGUCAUUACAUUUCCAUCCAAAAGCAUACAGUGUUUGCAAAUAGUGUUAGCCUUUAUAUUCCAUUAACAUGCUGAAGAGAGAUGAGUACAGCAUUUUUUAAUGGUUAGUGGAUGUGUCAUACGUGUAGAUUUUAAAAUCAUAAAUACAUUUAAAAAGUGAUGUUGGUGUACUCGGGACCACUGUAGAAACGACUCAUCCGUUACAGUAUUUAAUUAUUAUUUGCGCCUUAAGAAUGUUUAAUAGAAAUGUGUUUAGUUGUUGCUGUUUUAAAAUCAUGUGUUUUGUGUUCUGUGACGUGUUGCAACAGCUCUAAAGCACUGGAAUGUACUGUGCAAUAAAUUAUGUCAACAAAUGA
Polyodon spathula (Mississippi paddlefish) is the source of this 3592-nucleotide messenger RNA. RefSeq names its product myotubularin-related protein 9-like. The record is from RefSeq and is a predicted model, not a curated record. NCBI's taxonomy places the organism in Eukaryota, Metazoa, Chordata, Actinopteri, Acipenseriformes, Polyodontidae. Gene Ontology annotation, molecular function: L-threonine 3-dehydrogenase activity. The transcript has 11 exons. Bases 163 to 1812 code for a protein of 549 amino acids. Gene Ontology annotation, biological process: L-threonine catabolic process; negative regulation of autophagy.